AUGGCUGGCAGACCGAAGAAGCAGACUCACUCCAUCGAGAACCUUCUGGAAAUUCCGUCCACGUCCAAAGCAACCUCCAGAAGGACGAUUAUAGGACCUCCGAAAAAGAAAGCGAACUUUCCUGUUAUGUAUCAGAUGUUAGUCUCUACAGAUUGGAGUCUCUUAAAUGAACAAGCAGACGUCAAUACGGCUUGCUCACUAUUUUAUGAGAAAUUAAAUGACGUAUUUGAUACUACUGUACCGAAAAUGAGAUAUAAAAACCACCGCUACAACUAUCCUCCAUGGUAUAAUAAAGAAAUUAUUCAAUGUAUUCGUAUGAAGUUCGCUUUGCACAAAAAGUAUAAAAAAUUCAAAUCGUCGUAUUAUUAUAAUUUAUUUAAAGAUUGCCGUUCACGUUGUAAAAGUCGAAUUGCGGAAGCCUACAAAAGGUAUAUGUCCGAUAUAGAGUAUUCCAUUUCUAAAGAUCCAAAAAAAUUUUGGUCAUAUGUCCACAUGAAGAAAGGGGUAACACGUAUUCCAAGUUUAAUGCACUACGAAGACCAAGAACUUACUGCUCCAAUAACUAUAGUCAAUGCUUUUGCGAGUUAUUUUGAGAACGUUUUUUCCACCCCGGCUUAUGAUAACUCCACUUUGAAUAGUAUUCUUUCAAAUAAUUCUUUGAUUUCAAUCACUAAUGUAUCAGAAGAUCUAAUCUUAAAGGUAUUAAAGCAAAGCAAGAAUUCCUUCACGCAAGGAGCUGACGGUAUUCCUAGUUUUUUACUUAAGGACUGUGCUAUUGUAUUUGUAAAACCCUUGUUUAAAUUAUUUAAUUUGAUUCUGACAACUUCUACAUUUCCAGAAAUGUGGAAAAUGGCUUGUGUUUGCCCGGUUCUAAAAAAAGGGGAUCCUACUGAAAUAGAGAACUAUCGUCCUAUUUCUCUUAUAUAUCAUCAACAUGACUUUAUUGAACAUAGGUCCACUGUGUCCAAUUUGGCAUGUAUCAGUCAAGUCGCAGCUUCUGCUAUUGACAACCAUGGUCAAUUGGAUGUUAUCUAUAUGGAUUUUCAUAAAGCUUUCGACCAAAUUGACCACCACUUACUGAUUAAAAAGCUAGAUCUUCUUGGGAUCGAACCUAGGUCCACUGCUAUUUUUAUUAUUCAUAAACGACAUCACGGAAGUCAUAACAACAAAUAA
This is a messenger RNA of Zophobas morio, 1173 nucleotides long. RefSeq lists its product as uncharacterized. The coding region runs from base 1 to 1173 and encodes 390 amino acids. The transcript is spliced from 4 exons. The record is from RefSeq and is a predicted model, not a curated record. Lineage: Eukaryota; Metazoa; Arthropoda; Insecta; Coleoptera; Tenebrionidae.